GCUAGAUAAUCGAGAUCUGCAGCAGAUGUGCAUAUGCUCAAUUAACCAGGCAAGGGAAAAAAAGAGGGGAAAAGUUAUUAGUGCACCCCACUCAUCUCCCCGCCUCUUGAUUCGUGAACUCUCCACGCGUGCGCGGGAGGCGGCGCGGUGCAGUCGCGUGAAACGGUGAUGACAGACAGCAGCAGCAGCAGCAUCAACCAACGCGCCGAUAUUAGCGCUGAGAUGACCGGACAUCAACCGAAAACCGUCCAUUUCUCCUGAGCUGAUGUAGCAACCGCUGAUUAGCGCGUGUAAAGCGGCCCCGACUCUUUAAUCCACCGCGCGGAGCCAUAAACUACAUCCAUCCAUCAGUCGCGGGAGCCUGAGAUGACAAAGUGAAAGAAGCUGGAGAUGUCUCAGAAGAAGAUAUUCCUAGUAUUGAUUGCAAUCAGCACUGUCAGCUUUCUUCUGCACCAUGGGGGUCACUUGAACUUGACAUUGGAGACAUUCUGGAUGGGCUGUCCGUCCACCACGGUCUCCGUCAACCAGGGCAGCAGUGGACAUUCAGGUAAACACACCAGUGUAGCCUUCUUGAAGACACAUAAAACUGCCAGCUCCACUGUGCAGAACAUCCUCUUCCGUUUCGCUGAGCGCAACAACCUCACUGUGGCGCUGCCCAUCACCUCCUGCGACCACCAGUUCUGCUACCCUCGGCCGUUCAGCGUCCACUUUGUCCAUCCGCACACCUCGCCCCCUGACAUCAUCACCAGUCAUCUACGGUUCAGCAGGACUGAGCUGCGGCACCUCAUGCCCAACAAUACCAUCUACAUCACCAUACUGCGGGAACCGGGAGCGAUGUUUGAGUCCCUGUUUUCCUACUAUAAUCAGUACUGUCUUAGCUUUAAACGUGUCCCGAAUGGCUCUCUAGAGACUUUCCUUGACGAGCCUUGGAACUACUAUCGUCCGGAUGAAAAGGAUUCGAUGUACGCAAGGAAUACUCUGACCUUUGACCUAGGUGGUGAUAAAGACCGUCCAUUUACGGAGUUGUACGUGAAACGAUUCGCUGCCGAGAUGGAGAAAGUCUUCUCGCUGGUUAUGAUUGCAGAAUACUUUGAUGAAUCCUUGGUGCUGUUACGCCGCUUGUUGGCUUGGGAUCUCGAUGAUGUUCUUUACGUCAGUCUCAACAUGCGCACAGCCGACUCCAAAAGCAGCCUUUCUAGUGAUAAUACGGAGAAAAUCAGAGACUGGAAUGCUAUAGAUUCAGCUCUCUACGAUCAUUUCAAUGCCUCGCUAUGGCGGCAGCUGAGAGCAUUGGGACUAGCAUGUGUUGAGCGGGAAGUCCAGCUGUUGCGGCAGUCUAGAGACCGACUUGUUCGCAGCUGUUUCGGGGGAAGUUUACCACCGCUUCGCUCUGCUGCACAAAUCACGAAUAAAGAGUUGCGGCCGUGGCAGCCCAGUGCCAAAGUGACAAUCGUUGGGUACGACUUACCAGUUAAUAUAUCAAAGAAAGGCCCCAUCCCUCCUCGAGAUGAGUGUCUAAAGAUGAUAAUGCCAGAAGUGCAAUACACAAAGCUGUUGCUUCGUUCAGAAUCUGUACGAUAUCGAAAGCGGCUUCCAAUACGGAGCCGCCAGCAGACUGCACGGUCCGUCGGACAACCUCGGGUUCACAAAGAGUCUUCAUCUCAGAGUUUGGUACCAUGACCUUCGGAGACUAUGGUUCGAAGCACUAGAGUUAUUCUCCCAAUUUUAAAAAAGUGUGAAAGCAUAGUUUUUUCUUAUUUCCUAGUUGAUCUAGACUGCAUCUUUUAACGUUUAUGACAUGUUGGAAUUAUUUAAAAGCUUGAGGUUAUACCUCUUUUAUACUGAAUGUGAGCACGACCACAUGCACGCUCACAACCCUUGAUCAAUUAGUAAAGGAAACCAUUCAAGUCCAAAAACUUUGACAUCGGGAAUGCUUCUCAAUCUCUCAAGGACAAUCUCUCCACAUAUAUACCAUCAUUCACUGUUUGCAUUUAAGCCAUCUUUACCCGGCAGGAAGAUCCUGAUUGAUCUGCUUCAGGUGGUACCCGCUUUACACUGUUCCUAGCUAGUUGAAGCUAAACUUUCAUGUUUAUAUCUUGUCCAAGUGUGUCAGGAUGGUCAAUUACCAGCUAGUGACUAAUAAGUUGACCGUCACGAGCAAGCUUAGUUAGUGUUGGUAGACCCCAGCAAACCAUAUUGAAGGUGACUUAUUUUUUUCCAGCAGGGUCUCCGAAUAUAUUUGAAGACAUGUUUGUAAUGAUUACAUUUGGGUGUUGUUAGGCUUUCCAAAAAGCACUUCAUUUGAGCGUGAACUUGUACACAAGCUUAUCAAUAUAUUGACAGCUGCACCUGAGCCACAAAUCACCAUAAUCGACUCUUCAGUUGUGGUCGAGAAACCCCAGCAUCAUGUGUCGAUGAUGCAAGCUUCUCGAAGGACAUCUAAAUAUUUAAUCAUUUAAUCUUUAGCCUCUCCUCAGGCAGCGCUUGGGUUACACAGCCCUACGUCUUUAUGAAGGCAACUCGUACUGAGUCGGAGAGGCUUAGCCUUGAUUUGAAGCUGGGAAUGAUGACAGGACAGUUUGUCUAAAUGGAAGCUGCUGAUAUGUAAAACAUCGCUGUACGUAUGUUAUCAGCUAGAGUGAGCAGUGCGUUUGUUUUAUCCUUGCCUAUCUUUCCACUAUCACUUUUACAACAAAGUCCUUGCAAAUAUCUAAUUUAUGUCAUUUAAUUUUAGACUAGGAAGGACCAGAAGCUGAAGUGUGUACUCUGGUCCCCUGUGCUCUAAUGGUUGGAGAGGGGUCUGGCUGCAGACUCGAUGCAGUGCAAUCUGAGCUGCAUCCAAUGCUUUUUAAUCUGUCACCCAACCCCAACCCUAACCCUACCCGUCACAGUGACGUCACUCACUUCAUUGA
Messenger RNA from Danio rerio (zebrafish), 2912 nucleotides. NCBI's taxonomy places the organism in Eukaryota, Metazoa, Chordata, Actinopteri, Cypriniformes, Danionidae. The record is from RefSeq and is a predicted model, not a curated record.